UUACUUCACUCGACUAGCUUCUCAAAUGUCAGUGUGGGUGUGGGUGUGUGCGUGUGCGUGUGCGUGUCUCAAUCAUGGAAGCAUACAAACUGUAGCAUGGUCGUACUUACAAGAAGAAGGGGACCGACAACGUAAGAAAAGCCAGCCAAGAUAGAAGAGGAAGUUCAUGGAAAAGGAAUAGAAUCGUUUUUACUACAUACUUGUUGCGCGUAUUUCAGUUUGAGGUUUCGAGGAGAGGUGCGGUUUCUUUCACAGCGGUAAAAUGCAGAAAUAAUACUCGAUCCAGGAAGAAGAGUGGGACUAAGUAUCCAACAUCCAUCUCUGGGGAAAUCAAAUUAAUUUCAACUCUCAAGUAAGGAUGGCGGAUACUGCUAGUAAUUAAUUAAUGGGGAAGUUGCACGGGAACAACCUCGGAUCCGUGGUGCUGGACCACCCGACUCCCGGUGGAGGGCGUCAGUUUAAGAUUUGGUCAGCCUCAUUCCGCCGCAUUAUACUGGACACAGUUCGGUGCGGGACGCGGCAGCAUCAUAAGCACGACAACACUGGCAAAUUAACCAUCCAAGAGCCCAAGCCCGAGCCCGGCAUUGAUCUCACUGCAGUCACAACACUGAGAUCUGAGUUGAGUAAAGGUAGUACUAGCAGUGGUAGGAGUGGGACUAAGUAUCCAACAAACACACCGCCCUCCGGAUCCGACAAGUUAUCAGACCUUCUGAAGCUAUCGGAAAAGGAAAACGAACCGGACGAGGAGGAGGCGGAGGCUGUGAAGAGGAAAGUGGAGGCACUGGAGGAAUUGAAGACAGUGGUGAAGAAUCUCCAAAGUAGCAGUAGCGGUAGCAGCAGCCAACAACUCCAGGAAAAUGAAAACCAUGGCUUCUUAGCUCCAGAUGUUCGCGCGUUGGAGGCAGCCAAGGAGGUCAGAAGGCUCGCUAAAGGCGAUUCUCAAGCCAGAACCACUCUUGCUUUGCUCGGAGCAAUCCCCCCGCUCGUGGCUUUGCUGGACGCCCCCCCCCUGCCUCCGGAUGUCUGCCCCAAAAUUCCUGCUCUUUAUGCUUUGCUCAACCUCGGCAUUGGCAACGACGCGAACAAAGCAGCCAUCGUUAAAUCGGGGGCUGUUCACAAGAUGCUGAAGCUCAUCGAAUCUGAAAAUGGUCCUCAUGCCACAGCUGUUGCCGAGGCUAUAGUUGCAAACUUUCUCUCUUUGACUGCACUCGAUGCAAAUAAGCUGAUUAUUGGUUCUUCUGGUGCAAUACCAUUUCUGAUAAGAAUCCUGAGAGAGGAUACUGAUGAUCAUGAAAAGAAUGGUUCUCAAGCAAAGCAGGAUGCCUUGCGAGCGCUGUAUAAUCUAUCAAUUUCACCGUUGAACCUCUCACUGUUGCUAGAUGCUCAUCUGGUGCCCUGUCUCUUGAGCAGGCUAGGAGAUAUGGAUUUCAGUGAAAGAAUCCUCUCAAUUCUGAGCAAUUUAGUAUCGAUACCAGAGGGGCGAAAGGCAGUAAGCUGUGUGCCGGAUGCAUUUCCAAUGCUAAUUGACGUAUUGAAUUGGACGGAUUCUCCAGGUUGCCAAGAGAGGGGGUCAUAUGUUUUGAUGGUGAUGGCUCACAAAUCAUAUGGAGAUAGACAGGCCAUGAUAGAGGCUGGAAUAACUUCAUCCCUUCUAGAACUAACUCUUUUAGGUACCACGUUGGCGCAGAAGAGAGCUUCCCGGAUCUUGGAGUGCUUAACUGUGGAUAAAGGGAAGCAGAUUUCUGAGAGCUAUGGUGGUGGAUUAAACCCAACAUUGUCAGCUCCUCUUUGUGCUGCCAAAUCGUCGCCGUCAUGUGCAGACCAAAGUCAUCAGUCGGAGGAGUCUUUAGAGGAGGAAGAUCAGAUGUUGAGUGAAGAGAGGAAAGCAGUCAAGCUAUUAGUCCAGCAAAGCUUGCAGAACAACAUGAAAAGAAUAGUUAGAAGGGCUAAUUUGCCACAUGAUUUUGUCCCUUCAGAUCAUUUUAUGUCCCUUACAUGGGGUUCAACAUCUAAGAGCUUACCCUUUUAGUUUUCAAUAGACCUGUCUGUCUAUGCUCAAAAAUGUGCAUAUGGCUGCAUGUAUGUAUUUAUAUAGCAUCAAGUCUCUUCUUGUAGCAACGGUUCUCCAUCAUUUUUGCUUGAUUAGAAUAAAGUUGAGUGAUUCCUAGCAUUCAA
Coffea arabica (coffee) is the source of this 2175-nucleotide messenger RNA. RefSeq lists its product as uncharacterized. The record is from RefSeq and is a predicted model, not a curated record. Gene Ontology annotation, molecular function: protein binding. NCBI's taxonomy places the organism in Eukaryota, Viridiplantae, Streptophyta, Magnoliopsida, Gentianales, Rubiaceae.